AUGUCACUGAGAGCAAUCAUCGAAGUCAUAGUCCAGCUUGAAAGUUUUCGCAACAUUGAUCUUUACCAGCAAGGUCUUUAUUAUUUAAACUUUCGUUUAUAUCACAUCUCUCGCGGCUACAAGCUGCCGGCCUCUCCAUACAAUUUUCAUACAUAUGAAGAAUCAUCAGUACUGAAAGACCUUUAUAGAGUUUUUCCAGCUCAGAUAGAAGACACAAGUUUCAGAUCACGUUGCUUUCUGAUCAAAUAUAGUGAUGAAGAAGUUGACAUUAAUGAUAUAUAAAUACCUGCAUUGACUAAUACAAUAAUUUUUGAAACCCACUGGUAUAUUUUUUAAGAAGAAAUAAUCCAUUACCUAUUUAUUUUAAAUUUUAUUUUAUACAAAGCUAUAGGAGUAUUUAGAACUGAAAUUGAGCUGUCCAAAGAUUAUCAAGAGCUUAAUAUGAUUUUUGAAGUGGAUUUAAUGUUUUAUGACUUGGAAGGAAGAAUAGAUGAAGACAAAAUUAAAGCAACCAUUAGAAACCCUCCAGAGUUUACCACAGCUUGCACAAUUCAAUUGAAUGUGACUGGAUCCCUGCAAGGAAUUAAUGCAUUUUAUCCUAUUGUGUUUGACGAAAAUCACUGCUGUGUUGCAAAUACAGCAUUUCAUGUAGUGCUCAUUGAUUUCAGAUUCAGGCCAAAUCCUUUGUUAAGUCCAGAAGAAGAAGCCCUAAAGAGAAAAGGCGAAAUCUUAACUGAUGUAGAAAUUAAUUUGCCAAAAACUUUAUCUCAGUAUAUGUUUAAAAACGCUACAGAGAUCACGCCAGAAUUAAUUGAUCAAGUCCAUGAUAUUUACAUAAAUCAAUUAAUCAUGGCUCAUGAAAAAAAUAGAAAAUUGAUGGAAGAAUGGAUUAAUUUUCAUAUCCCGUCAAAAAUUAAAAAUUCAAUCCCAAAGAUCCCAAACCCUUUAUCACAAAGGGAAGAAAACAGUGAUGGGGAUUCUACUAUAGGUACAAACGCAUCUAUGAAUUCUUUAUGAAGACUUCCUUUCAGUGAACGAGAAGAGUCUCGGGAUCCUGAAGCAGUCGCUGAAAAAAUUCUUAUGGAAAUCCAAGAAUUCGCAGGGCAAAUGUACUAUCUUGGUAUACAAUUUAUUGAUCUAAUAAAGGCCUCUCCAAAGCCUAUAUGCGCAAUGCUACAAUAUCAGUUUAACCAGAAACUUAAAGAUAGAUGGGGAGAAAGCAUUUUUAGGGAAGUCAAGAAGGUUGAAGAGUUUGCGUUAACAACAGACCAAAAAAUAGGAGAAAGCCACAGAGCUUUGUCAAGAACACUAAGAAAAACUCCAUAUUACAAGAAUUUAGAGCAGAUCCCUGUGAUGAAAACCAAUUUUUUCCCUCCACCUGAGUGGCAUCCAAUUGUAUUUCAAGAUAUAUAUACCAAGAUCACUGAAGAUGAGCAGACUGACAUGCAAGAUCCAUGGGAUCCUACUUGGAUAACCCCUAUGAAUGACCCAAGAAUCCAAAGAAAAGGGCUGCAUUUAAUAGUGCUAUGCCAUGGAUUCCAAGGGAACUCUUUUGAUGUCCGAACAAUAAGAAACCAAAUUGCAUUGCUCAGGCCUGACUGUGUAUUAAUGUGCUCUCAUAUGAACGAAGGUGAAACUGAAGGGGACAUAUUUGACAUGGGACAACGUCUAGCUCGAGAAGUCCUGAGCUAUAUAGAAGAAUGAUGCCCUGGGAAAAGCCUCCAUAAAGUGUCCUUUAUAGGCCAUUCUUUAGGAGGAGUUAUCAUUCGUGCAGCUUUGCCUCAUCUAGAGUCAAUUUCUGAAAAAAUGCAGUUUUUCUUGACUUUGUCCUCUCCACAUCUUGGAUAUAUGUAUAACUCUUCUAAGCUCGUAGAUGCUGGACUUUGAAUUCUUAAAAAAUGAAGAAAAUCGCAAUGCCUUAUGCAGCUGUCAAUGACUGAUGCACAAAAUCCAAGGGAUUCUUUUAUAUAUAAGCUCUCGCUUGAGCCUGGACUAGAGUGGUUUAAGCACAUUGCAUUGGUAAGCUCUUUUCAAGACUCUUAUGCGCCAUUUGAAUCAGCAAGAAUUGAAGUGGGUCCUAAGGCUGCAAAUGACCAAAGCAAAGGAGCCUUUUAUAUAGAAAUGGCUAACAAUAUUUUAUCAAAAAUUACCCUCAAAAAGUUAUAUCGAUUAGAUGUAAAUUUCAAAAUAAAAGGAAAAUCAAUUGACACCAUGAUAGGAAGAGCUGCACAUAUUUUGAUGCUGGAAAACGAGCCGCUUAUCCAAAUGAUCCUGUUUUGCUGUACGCAUUUCUUUGAGUUAAAUGAGUAG
This is a messenger RNA of Blepharisma stoltei, 2310 nucleotides long. The record is from the annotation of a GenBank genome assembly. NCBI's taxonomy places the organism in Eukaryota, Ciliophora, Heterotrichea, Heterotrichida, Blepharismidae.